This is a messenger RNA of Laetiporus sulphureus 93-53, 180 nucleotides long. RefSeq lists its product as uncharacterized. The transcript has a single exon. NCBI's taxonomy places the organism in Eukaryota, Fungi, Basidiomycota, Agaricomycetes, Polyporales, Laetiporaceae. The record is from RefSeq and is a predicted model, not a curated record. The annotation marks the transcript as partial.
AUCUCUCAAGCAUUUUUGGACAAGGUGGUAGGGAAAUAUUUGGUGCAGACGGUGGGAAGGGAGCCAUUGGAGAAGCGAUAUGGAGUCUCUCAAACUCCGAAAUUUAUUGUGAGCAAGAUGAAUCAUUAUUCUUGGCCGAAGGGAGCGGGUGAGUUUGGUGAUCGCAAUUCUUCGUGCUGA